This is a messenger RNA of Spodoptera littoralis (African cotton leafworm), 717 nucleotides long. NCBI's taxonomy places the organism in Eukaryota, Metazoa, Arthropoda, Insecta, Lepidoptera, Noctuidae. The record is from the annotation of a GenBank genome assembly.
AUGGGAUGUGGAACGAGUUUUGUGAAAUAUGUGCUGUUCUUCUUCAACUUGGUGGUCGCGCUCCUCGGCCUAGCGGUGAUAGGUAUUGGAGUGGCGGUCCAGUUGAACUGGACGGUCGUGAAGGAUGAGCUGAAGUCACACUUGACGGUAGCACCAUGGGUGUUCAUCAUUAUUGGAGCCAUCAUGUUCGUGAUAGCCUUCUUCGGUUGCUGCGGAGCGAUACGGGAGAGUCACUGCAUGGUUGUCACGUACGCUAUCUUCUUACUGGUGAUAAUCAUCGUGCAAGUGGUAAUUGGCGUGCUCUUGUUCGCCUACGGUGAUACGAUCAAACAGAGCCUCGUCAACUCCGUCAAUGCACUCUUCGACAAGAGGUCCAGCGCUUCUGUUGACAAAGCUACUGAUGCCGUCAUCAACAACCUCCAACAACAGUUCAGCUGCUGUGGUAAGAACGGUCCCCAAGACUAUGGCAUCACCAUCGCCCUGCCCGACUCCUGCUGCAGCACCACCAGCACUUUCGGCCAGGUCAUCGGAGGCAGGUGUACCAUGGAGGUCGCUAACCGAGGCUGCGCAAGUGUCAUCUCCGACUUGUACGAGAAAUGGAACAAACCUAUUGCUGGAGUCGCCAUUGGAAUCGCCUGUAUUGAGGUGGUCGGAGCGCUGUUCGCGCUGUGUCUCGCCAAUUCCAUAAGAAAUAUGGACAGAAGGUCUCGCUACUAA